This is a messenger RNA of Pteronotus mesoamericanus, 3584 nucleotides long. It is a transcript of the gene ACBD3, whose product is annotated as acyl-CoA binding domain containing 3. The transcript has 8 exons. The record is from RefSeq and is a predicted model, not a curated record. Bases 52 to 1638 code for a protein of 528 amino acids. Gene Ontology annotation, molecular function: fatty-acyl-CoA binding. Gene Ontology annotation, cellular component: Golgi membrane. Lineage: Eukaryota; Metazoa; Chordata; Mammalia; Chiroptera; Mormoopidae.
GUCGAUACGUGGCCGCCGCCUGUCCCCGCUGAGGAGGCGCAGCAGCCGGAGAUGGCGGCGGUGCUGAACGCUGAGCGACUCGAGGUCUCCGUCGACGGCCUCACGCUAAGCCCGGACCCGGAGGAGCGGCCUGGCGCAGAGGGCGCCCCGCUCCUGCCGCCGCCGCUGCCGCCGCCCUCGCCUCCCGGGGCCGGCCGGGGCCCGGGCGCAGCCGGGAAGCAGCCGGAGCCCGGGGAGGCGGCGGCUGGGGGCGCGGCGGAGGAGGCGCGGUGGCUGGAGCAGCGCUGGGGCUUCGGCCUGGAGGAGCUGUACGGCCUGGCGCUGCGCUUCUUCAAAGAAAAAGAUGGCAAAGCCUUUCAUCCAACUUACGAAGAAAAACUGAAGCUUGUGGCACUGCAUAAGCAGGUCCUUUUGGGCCCAUAUAAUCCAGACACGUGUCCUGAGGUUGGAUUCUUUGAUGUGCUGGGAAAUGACAGGAGGAGAGAGUGGGCAGCCCUGGGAAGCAUGUCUAAGGAGGAUGCCAUGGUAGAGUUUGUCAAGCUUCUGAAUAGGUGCUGCCAUCUCUUCUCAACGUAUGUUGCAUCCCACAAAAUAGAGAAGGAAGAGCAAGAAAAAAAAAGGAAGGAGGAGGAGGAGCGAAGGCGGCGUGAAGAGGAAGAAAGAGAACGUCUGCAAAAGGAGGAAGAGAAACGCAGGAGAGAAGAAGAAGAAAGGCUCAGGCGGGAGGAGGAGGAGAGGAGACGCCUGGAAGAAGAGCGGCUCCGGCUGGAGCAGCAGAAGCAGCAGAUCAUGGCAGCUUUAAACUCACAGACGGCUGUGCAGUUCCAGCAGUAUGCGGCUCAGCAGUACCCGGGCAACUUCGAGCAGCAGCAGAUCCUCAUCCGCCAGCUGCAGGAGCAGCACUACCAGCAGUACAUGCAGCAGCUGUACCAGGUCCAGCUCGCGCAGCAGCAGGCAGCGUUACAGAAACAACAAGAAGUAGCAGUAGCGGGGGCUUCUCUGCCCACGUCGUCAAAAGUGAAUGCAGCUGUCCCAGGGGAUGCGAUGUCAGUUAACGGACAGGCCAAAACCCACACUGACACCUCUGAGAAAGAGCCUGAACCAGAAGCUGCAGAAGAAGCCCUGGAGAAUGGACCAAAAGAGUCUCUUCCAGUUAUAGCAGCUCCAUCCAUGUGGACGCGGCCCCAGAUCAAAGACUUUAAAGAGAAGAUUCGACAGGACGCGGAUUCUGUGAUUACGGUGGGCCGAGGAGAAGUCGUCACCGUUCGAGUACCCACCCAUGAAGAAGGGUCCUAUCUCUUCUGGGAAUUUGCUACAGACAGUUAUGACAUUGGGUUUGGGGUGUAUUUUGAAUGGACAGACUCUCCAAACACUGCUGUCAGCGUGCAUGUCAGUGAGUCCAGCGAUGACGACGAGGAGGAAGAAGAAAACAUCAGUAGUGAAGAGAAAGCCAAAAAGAACGCCAGCAAGCCCCUGCUGGAUGAGAUUGUGCCUGUGUACCGGCGGGACUGUCACGAAGAGGUGUAUGCCGGCAGCCACCAAUACCCAGGGAGAGGAGUCUAUCUCCUCAAGUUUGACAACUCCUAUUCUUUGUGGAGGUCAAAAUCAGUCUACUACAGAGUCUAUUAUACUAGAUAAAGAUGUUACUGCAGAGUCUGGAGUCUGGGGUUGGGCAGAAGAUGUCAUUUAAUUUGAAAGUUUCUUUCGACUUUGGUGGAGCGUUGCAGUCAGUGUUUGCCCGCUGGUUGUGGUCCGAUGGUUUGUGAACUCGCGGUGGGGUCAGGCUUUCCUCGAGACUCUUUAGCAUUAAUCCUUCGGGGUUAAGGGGAUUCCUCGUCCUCAUCCAGCCCUCGGGCGCUGACUGGCAGUCACUAGUGGGUACCGCAGUGAAAUGAGCUACGUGUUAAAUCUUUAAAGUCUCCAAAAUAAGUAUCCCAAGGUUGGCCCCCGCUGGCUGAUGGUUAGUCCGUUGCUCCCUGCUCACUGUUUUAGGAGAGCCCACAGUUACAGGGCCCACUUUAUGUUACAGUCUAUGUGAGGUACAGCAGACUUCGAAGGUCAUCAUUUUUAAAACUUAAAAACUUGAGACCUCAUGGAUUAUAAUAGGAAAAAAAAAUUGCCUCAAUUUAAUCUGGUUGUGAAUGACCCAGGUUGUUUUUUGCUUUGGGUUACAGCCAUUUAGUUCAGAGUUAUGUUACAGAGAGUUAUUUUCUGAGAUAAUCCAAAAAUAGAAUGUCCAAACCUGAUUGCUGGUUAAAGUAUUAGUAUGCAUAGGAGACCUCAAACAUCCACCUGAGCAAGCCUCCACGCACUCGCGGUCCUUUUCUCUUCAUUUGGUAUUUAUACUACCAGUAGCAAAGCAAAAUUAACUCAUUUUUGUCUUGAUUUGGCUUUAUAGAGCAUCUCAAAUUGAAACUUUUCUACACAGACAUAUAGUAAGGGAUUUUGUAAACUCAAAUUGCCACCUACUGGAUAAAAAUAGACAAAAAUCACUUAAAUACAAUUCAGUGUAUGAAGAAUAACAUUGCACUAAAAUGGAAGUCACUGCCAGAGAUGGUCCGUUUUUAAUUUGUUACCACUUAGGCCCAUCCCCUACACAGGUCCAGUUUGGAAAUUACUAGAGGGAAUUAGAAAUGCGUAUGCCCGUGCUGAAAUUUUUUAUAGCUUUAAUCUGUAUUAUGUCUUUAUUGAUGGGAAAGGGUACACCUUUGUUUUCUUUACUGAAAACAAAUAUGGGCUCAUUAAUUGCCUCAAAUAUGUGUGAUUGACUAGUGUAGAGAUUCUUGUUUUCAGCAGGGAGGGUAGUGCAGAUAGAAAAUGACAGCGAUCACAAUACACACAUGUUGUUACUAUAUGUUGUUACUGAAAUACUUAGAUUUUUUAAAUUUCAAAUCAUAAGUCACUUCUUGUAGGAGGGUCUCCAUUGAUUAGCUGCAGUAUAUCCAGGUCACUACAUAAGGAUGGGGCUGUUUGUUUUUGUGUGCUGCAUUUCUUUGUUUUUUAAUACCUGGUUUUGUACAUACCUAACUCUGUUCACUGUUGUUUAAAAACUGGAUUAUUUUCCCUAAGAAGUGCUCACCCUGUGUUUCUAAGUUUGAGUCGGUGGCCUCUGCUCGCGGGCGCCCGCACUGGCGCGGCGGAGCCCCGGCCGGGCUAUCAGCGUGCACGCGGCCGCGGCCGCAACCGCGGGGCCAGGCGCCUCCUGGCGUUUCUGUUUUUGUUUUUGUUUUUUGAGAAAAUACUGUAUUUAAAAUGUAAAAUAAACUUUUAAAAGCAGGCACUAAUAUAUAUUUCUUCCAGCCUUUGAUUACAGACUUGUCCUUGCACAUGUUAAAUGAAUUAUCUUCUAAAAAUACCGUUGUUCUUGGGAGCAGCGUGUGUCACUUCACAUGGCAGCGGCUCCUGUCACAUCUCCAUGUCAGAGCAUUUCGGGUUUAAACUUUUAUGUUGCCUUUGGCUGUUGAUUAGGACAGUUCAAAUGCGACUUCAAAGAAGAUCCUGAAAAUAAUAUAUUUAAUCAAUUAAAAUGUUUAUCUGUAACUUGUUGAUGUUUCAUUAAUAUAGUUUCUCUCUUGAAGCCUUAG